This is a messenger RNA of Verticillium dahliae VdLs.17, 961 nucleotides long. RefSeq lists its product as uncharacterized. The record is from RefSeq and is a predicted model, not a curated record. Lineage: Eukaryota; Fungi; Ascomycota; Sordariomycetes; Glomerellales; Plectosphaerellaceae. Bases 279 to 755 code for a protein of 158 amino acids. The transcript is spliced from 2 exons.
AGAGAACACAUGUUAGACUAUUCCGAGUUACCUACUCAUGACCAAGGAGUCACGACAGGAUCUCACCGAGUCGCUGGGCCUCUACAAACGGCAGAAAGACAGCCCGACCUACCUACGGACGGGUGACUACGCAGCCUGGCAUGUCUCAAUAUGCCGAAACACACUCUCCUUCACUAUACGUCGUGGCUUUUAUUGAAUCAAUGCCCAAGAAGUAGGGCUGACAGUCUGAGUGCCUCGCAAAUCUCCAAAGCUCCGCUGCCUCUUCUUCAUCAACGAUCAUGGCGAAACGAAUCGUGGUGAAGUGCCAGUCGCAAUUGAUUCCCGGCAAACCGGUAGAACGGAGAAAAACCAUGGCGAGUCUUAUAUGCCAGCAUGAAUGGGGUCGGGAUUUCGACGACAAGCAAGAUUAUUUCACUUCUCUAGGGCUAUACGAUGCCGACAACGUCAAAUGCUACUUUCUCUUGGAUAACGGGGUAGUAGGUGAAGGGGAGGCCCCCGAGGUCAGGGUCUACAGGUGGGAUGGGACUAAGUUAGCCUCCAAAGCAGUAUAUCAGGCCCUUGUUCAAUACCUUGAACACAUUCCAUUUGGAAGAAAGUCUGCGACCGCCAGCCUAUCUGAUGCUGAGUACCUUGCUUUGUACGGGCAAGACCAAUUCGACCGCUUGAUUUCACAGAGGAACGAGCAGCAAGAGAGACGUCGUCGGUCGAUAGCAGAGGGGCAGAAAACAGCACGUCACAACAACUCGGUCACGUGACUACACACCAACAAACAGGUAGUGAUGGCAUUGCUUAGGCGCGUUGAGAGCAAAGCGGCUGGACCUGCUGGACGGGGAGCCACCGUUGCUAUACUUGCAGAUAAUACCACUCGGAUGGAUGCUUCACAAGCUGUCCUGGGUCGACCGGAGCAAGCGCCAACAUGCAGCCAAACCUAGCUUAUCGACCUACUUGAGCAACUCCUCAU